AUGAGUGAUAUUGAUAACCAAAAACAACAACAACAACAACAACAAAUAUAUUCAGAUGAUACUCAAUCAAAGAGUGAUUUAGAUUCGUUCGAUGAUCAACGUCACAAUGAAUCAAUCAACUCUGAUGAUCAAUAUAAUAGAUCCGAUGAUGAUUCUGACGAUGCCGAUUACCAAGAUGAACAUCAAAACAAUAAUAGAAAUAAUGGAUCAUUAACAACAAUAGCCAAAUUCAACAAUUUCAGUAACGACAAUAAUCUUUUAUACAUAUCAAGCACCAAGAAGGAAAUUGAACUAUAUGGUGAUAGUGAUACUAGAUAUCAAAAUACAACAACUGUUCCAUCAGUGGUAUUUCAAUUCAUCCCAACCAAUAAUAACAACAACCAAUAUAACAACAGAAAUAGAGAUAAUAAUCAUAAUAACUAUAACAGAAAUAGAGAUCAUCAUUAUAAUCAACAACAUAGAAACUAA
This is a messenger RNA of Heterostelium album PN500, 468 nucleotides long. RefSeq lists its product as uncharacterized. Bases 1 to 468 code for a protein of 155 amino acids. The transcript has a single exon. NCBI's taxonomy places the organism in Eukaryota, Evosea, Eumycetozoa, Acytosteliales, Acytosteliaceae. The record is from RefSeq and is a predicted model, not a curated record.